AUGGUGCCUCCCGCGAUUGCCGUCGCAGCUGCUGCGGCUCGGCGCGCGCCGCCCCUCCUCGCCCUAAUUCCCAAUCGUCACCUUCGCCCCUUCAGUCCCCUCGGUCCGCUCGGUCCUCUCGCCCCCCACCGAUUCUCCCCGUUGCGGGAUCCCUGUUUGAAUUCCUUCAAUCUCCUCCGCCUAGACACCUUCACCACAUUUCCGUCGACUAGAACCUCGUUACAGUCCCGCUCGUUACAGUCUCGCGCGUGCAUGGCGCCUCCCGAGUCGCUGAUCUGCGCGGAAGCCCCCGCCAUCGGCGGCGGAGACGGCGGUGAUGCCGAGUCGCGCGCGAUUCCAUGGGGCCACCCGGAGCGGCUCGACCUGGCGAUGGGGUCGCUGGUGGACGACAAAACGCGGCUCCGCAAGGACGUGAAGAAGGCGCUUCGGGGACUGACCGAGGAGCAACGCGCGGCUGAAGACGUGGCAGUGCAGCGCCACGUGUUGCAAGCUGAUUGGUUCAGAUCUGCUCAGCGCGUGGCUGCUUACAUCAGCUGCCGGAAAUUAAGGGAGGUGGAGACUGCUGACGUCAUCAGCGACUUGCUAGGGCGAGGAGCCAGUCUCUUUGUGCCACGUGUCAUGGACAGCGAGAGCCACAUGGUGAUGCUGAAAAUCAACUCUGUGGAUGUGGUGGGGGAGGGCGGAGGGCAGGGGGGAGGGGAGCGGGAUAGAGAGGCGGUAAAGACGCAAGAGCAAGGAGCAGGAGCAGACGCAGCAGGGGACUUGGAGCGCAAUGGGAUGGGAAUACUGGAGCCCACCCUGACCCUCACAGAUGGACGACCACGAUCAGACGUGUACAGUGAACAGCAGCCGUUGGAUCUGAUUCUCGUGCCGGGAUUGGCGUUUGAUCGCAGUGGUGGGAGACUGGGGCGAGGAGGAGGGUACUACGACGUGUUUCUCUCGCAGUACUUGGAGCAUGCCCAGGCCAAGAAGUGGAAGCAACCGCUCAUAGUGGCACUGGCAUACAAGGCGCAGAUUCUCUCCUUGCCCCUCCCCAUGGAGACAUCGGACGUCCCCGUUAGUGGCAUUGUGUGUGCUGAUGGCUUCCUUGCACCCCAUUAA
This is a messenger RNA of Closterium sp. Yama58-4, 1101 nucleotides long. NCBI's taxonomy places the organism in Eukaryota, Viridiplantae, Streptophyta, Zygnematophyceae, Desmidiales, Closteriaceae. The record is from the annotation of a GenBank genome assembly.